Messenger RNA from Calidris pugnax (ruff), 1021 nucleotides. RefSeq names its product ring finger protein 215 (gene RNF215). NCBI's taxonomy places the organism in Eukaryota, Metazoa, Chordata, Aves, Charadriiformes, Scolopacidae. The coding region runs from base 149 to 847 and encodes 232 amino acids. The record is from RefSeq and is a predicted model, not a curated record. The transcript is spliced from 9 exons. Gene Ontology annotation, biological process: Wnt receptor catabolic process; ubiquitin-dependent protein catabolic process; negative regulation of canonical Wnt signaling pathway. Gene Ontology annotation, molecular function: ubiquitin protein ligase activity; frizzled binding.
ACGCUGCCGUGCCCCCCAGGUGGGAGAUGCGGAGCCGGAGCUGGGCGCUGCUGACAGCUGGAUCGGCGUGGUGCCUGUGGGCGAGGAGCCGGCCGAGGUCCCCCGCGGUGCCAAGGAGGAGUCCUUCACCGCCGCCGUCGUCAGCAAGAUGAAGCGAGCCCUGGUGCUGGGGGCAUCGGCCCUGCUCAUCCUGGCGCUGAACCAGAACGCCAUCCGGGAGCUGGACGUUUCCCAGCUUCUUGCCAAGCCUGUGAUCGUGAUCCAGUCCUCGGACAACGUCACCAGGCUGCUGGGAGCGCUGCUGCGGGGACUCCGGGCUACGGCGAAGAUCACGUACCAGGCGGUGCUGCUGGAGAACCUGGGGGUGACCCUCACCCUGUGGUCAACCUGCGGCCUCUCCCGAGGGGGGCUCUACGGCGAGUGGCAGGGGGUCAUCUGCACGGGGGAGAACAGCUCGCAGGUCCAGAAGUACCUCCAGCAGCUGUGGAACACCAUCCUGCUGAUUGCCCUGCUCCUCUGCACCGGCGUCAUCGUGCAGGCCCAGCGGCAAUCCCGGCAAGACCCGUCGGAGCAGGAUGCCGAGCUGGACCUGAAGCAGCACAUUCGGCGGCGGCUGUUGGCGCUGAAAACCCGGCGGUACCACCCCAGCAGAGCGCUCCAGAGCCGGGCCUGCGAGAUCGAUAGCUGCGCUGUCUGCUUGGACCAGUUCCACAAGAGCCAGUGGCUGCGGGUGCUGCCCUGCUCCCAUGAGUUCCACCGGGACUGUGUGGAUCCCUGGCUCCUCCUGCAGCAGACCUGCCCUCUCUGCAAGCGCAACAUCCUGGGGAACUGCUGCACGGAGAGCUAGCCGGCCCCACGGAUGUGCUGCGGGGACAGACCCAUCGCCGCUGCGGGGAGAGGGAGGGGGAGCAGGGGGUGCUGGGUUGCUGCCGGAGCGGCUUCAGUGCGGCUGUGCCCGUGGCAGCGCCCCGGCCCUUGGGAGAGUGAAGGAUCUCGGGGUGCUCCCUGCUGGGUGCGAGUA